AUGGUCAACGUGUUCCCUUUUCUGGGCUGCCACACCUCGGUGGGAGACAACCUGUGGGUUAAAAAAUCUAAAUAUUUCUUUUCUUAUUGCAGUGUGACAUCAGUCCAAGGAACGACAGUGUGGCAUCAAUCUAGGGAACGACAGUGUGACAUCAGUUAAGAAAACAACAAUGUGACAAACUUAGAGAACGAUGGUGUGACAUCACCUAGAGAAGGAUAGUGUGACAUCAGUCCAGGGAACAACAGUGUGACAUUAAUCCAGGGAACGACAGUGUGAACACCUAGAGAACAACAGUGUGACAUCUGUCCAGGGAACGAGUGUGACAUCAGCCCAAGGAUCGAAGCAUCACAAAACGACCGGAAAAGACGAGGUGAAGCAAGAAAGAUGGCAAGACCCAUGGGGGCGCUGGGAGUCGUACCCACGGCACUGUUACGACUGCUGAUCACUGCCCUGCUGAAGGAAGUGGGCGACCCCCGCUACGACCGUCCCCACGACCUGGCUCCUGACUACGACUUCAUCAUAGUUGGCGGCGGGUCAGCGGGUAGCGUGAUGGCUGCCAGGCUGGCGGAGGAGGCUGGCUGGCGGGUGCUGUUGCUGGAAGCAGGAGCCAAACAGCCAGUAGAAAGUAGGGUUCCAGCACUCAACUUUCUCUUGUUCCAGGGCGACGCGGACUGGAACUACCGCUCACAGCCUCAACAACACGCACUCAAAGCUUACAAGGAUAAUGUGAGAAAGUGGGAUUUUAUUUCACAAAUCCAUUUUUUUUAAUCCUACUUUGGCACUGGUGAAGGUUGCUUAG
This is a messenger RNA of Cherax quadricarinatus, 799 nucleotides long. Lineage: Eukaryota; Metazoa; Arthropoda; Malacostraca; Decapoda; Parastacidae. The record is from RefSeq and is a predicted model, not a curated record.